UCCAGAUCCCCUAAGCGUUGGCUGCGUCGUUCUAUAUAAUCGCGAACAGACUUUGCUUCAAGGAUUCUGCCUUGCUAAGCACUGGGCUCCCUCUCCCACACACACCCAGCUUUUCGAAGUCGUGAUAGUCGCGCGUCCGGGCCAUCACGUAACACUAUUUGCAAAAGAGCUGGGGAGACAGAUCUACGUGCGCCCGCACAUGCUGGGAAGAUGCCCCUCCAGCAGGGUGAAGUGUCGCUUUUGACGCUCUAUGCUGAUGUACAUACGUAUUUUGCCCCGCCUACUUCUAAACCGGCUCACCACCGCUUCGACCGGAGAUCGUACCUGUAUCUCUUCCACGAUGCGCUAAACAAACGUGGCCGCCUCGAGAUCGCAAAUAAUGCGGGAACGGCGGAUCAGGAUGCCUUCAAUGGGUACCUCGACAUGUCCCGUGUGGAGUACUCGUACAAACAACCAAACCUCUUCACAAUCACGGUGUCAACCCACACACAAGGAACCCCUCAAAACGACCUCUCGCAAUGGCAUCUACCCGCCUUCGACCUACGGAACGAGAACAAAUACAUGUACAAGAUUCACAGUUUGGACAUAUACUUGUGGACCGCGGAGGACGCUUCACUGCUAGUAGACUCACUCAAACGAGUUCUUCAGCCUGGCCAGCUUGUUCUCUCGGACGUGCCCCCGAGUGCCACACACUCCGAACACAGGAAUAGCAUGAGCCCGGUGGUCCAGCAGCUGGAACAGGCAGCCAUAUCGACACAACCGCAGCGGACGGCCAGUGUGAGCACCACACAGAGUUUCCCGUCUCAAGCUCCACACACGAACGGCGUCAGCGCCGCGCCUGUUCACCCAUCCCAAUCGCCGCCCGCGACCAACUUCACGCCCAUGGGCUAUAAUCCGGCCGCACCUGCGGCUCCAGAGACCAGAGUCCACAGAGAGAAGACUCCACCUCCUCCAGACGCGGAGUCGGGUACCGGUCUCGCAGCAGCACAACACGAUAACCCAGUCCCCUCAUUUGCCGGUCCACCGCAGGGUGGUUUCGCACCCCAGCCUACGUCGUACAUGGGGGGUGCGCCCUCCAUGAGCUCUCCUCACCCGGGUCUCCAUAGAGCCAGCACCAUGAGCUCGAUCGCACCGCAAUCACCACCGCCUUACCAGCAGACCUUUGCUGGUCCCCCGCUGGCUGCAUCGACCCUGCAGGACAAUAAAGCCAUGUACACCCAGGAACCCCCCACCCCAGGCAUCCAACGGCAGCACACUUAUCCCUAUCAGCCAGCCGCCACUCAACAGCCCGUUCAGCAAUAUGCUUCAUACCCAUCCACUUCCGCGCCCAAUGGACCUGCCUCUCCUGGUUUCGCAUCCCUCCAAUCUCCCGGCUUCGGCAUUCCUCCAAGCAGCGCUCAGUCCCAAAUGUACAACACGGGCGAGCAGACACAGACUAUGCAAAGCGCGAGCACCACAUUCAACCCCACAAGCAUCCACCACCCCAUGCAUCAGCAGCUGUAUAUUCCAGAGGGAAGCAGCACACCCGCACAAGCUGGGCCGGGAGCGCAGGGCGGCGGGAUUGUGGACCCCAGCAAGCUGGAUCACAAGUUCGAACAGAUUGAGAAGAGUGUGACCAGAUUCCUGAAAAGGCUGGACAAGAAGCUAUAAUUUUGAGACCACAGAGGUCAUUUUGGCACUAUUUCUUGUACAAUGAUGAGAGUCCAAAGAAACGUGCUACGGAUAUCCCUAUUCGUAUUUGUGCGUGAAGGGGGGAGAGGCGGGGGGCUUUUUCAGUUGACGACACAGCGUAUUUUGUGAGCGAGCGAAUUUAUGCGCUUGACACAGGAUUUAAUCUUCAUUGGGGAAGUUGCAUAUCAAUUUUACAUCAUGAAGAGGUCAAAAAGGUGCUAUAAAGUCCUAAGUCUAGCCUUGGAGCGUUGCUAGACCUUCAUAUUUUGGUUUGGUAUGGUUUUUGAGAUCAUUUUUCGCGCACUCAAACACAGGGAUUCACAGAGUUUUUGCCCUUGAGGUCGCACAUGAUGUUGUCAAUGGGAAUAAAGGGUUGUUUCGCGGUUCCGUACGUCACCUGGCCUCCUUAUAAAACAGCACACAUCGAACGAGAGGAUCGAGUUGGUCAUUCGCAUGCCCUAUCUUCCGGGCGGCCUGUCAUUAUUCUUCGCUUCGAAUCAUUGUCCUCCUCAUGUCGCAUAAUGAUACUUGAGACACGGAUUUAUCCCUUUUGAUGUAGAUUUCUGUGGUCGACCGAAACUGCGGCUCAAGCGACGAUGAGCAACCUUUAACUUACCCAGGAAAGUCGACCAAUAGGAUUCUACCUGGC
This is a messenger RNA of Verruconis gallopava, 2320 nucleotides long. RefSeq lists its product as uncharacterized. The transcript has 3 exons. The record is from RefSeq and is a predicted model, not a curated record. Bases 211 to 1650 code for a protein of 479 amino acids. NCBI's taxonomy places the organism in Eukaryota, Fungi, Ascomycota, Dothideomycetes, Venturiales, Sympoventuriaceae.